UGUAAACCAAUCUAGUCAUAUUAUUAUAGUAUAUUAUCAAUACAUUUUUAAGACUAAUUGGUGAAUAUAAUUAAAAACUGAACAAUUUUGUAUGGUUUCAGAUUUUAUGGACAAUUUUAUAUUAAAAUGCAUGUUUGCAGGUAGGUUCUCUAUUCACGUCAUAUAUUAUAUUCAUCAUCUUGACGAAUUAAAGUAUAGCAAAUUUUAUCAGAUCAAAUAUGACACCAGUAAUAAAAUGGGUGGUUGUACUUGUUUUCACGGUCGUCACCGUUGUAACAGUCAUUACAGUUAUGUUAAAUCAUUCAACGCAAUUCAUUAAGAUUCUAAAAAACGAAAAGUUCGAGGAAAUAACAUCAGCAGGAUAUUUAAUUGCCCCCUACAAUUCGAGUAUAAUGGCCGCUAAACCAUGGGAAUCUACACAUCGCUUAUCCCCGUACAUUCGUCCGCAGCAGUACUUCAUUAAUCUAUACCCAAAUAUUGAACAAGGUUCAUUUAUUGGUACUGUUGAUAUAACAAUAAAAUUGGACACUUCUCAAAGCUACAUUAAGCUACAUUCAAAAGGAUUGAAUAUCAAAGAGACAAAACUCAAUUCCAGUUCUGUAACAGCAUUUUCAUAUCCAGAACACGAAUUUUGGGUUGUAGUACCAAAUGAAGAACUGAGUGCUGGGGAAUACAAAUUGCAAAUAUCAUUUGAAGGUAGUUUGUUGAACAAAAUAGUUGGAUUUUACCGAAGCGUUUAUACAGAUUCAAAGAGCCAUGACCUACAUAAUAUUGCUGCAUCAAAGUUUGAACCAACUUACUCGCGGUUAGCGUUUCCAUGUUUUGAUGAGCCUCAAAUGAAAUCAAAAUUUAAAAUUAGUUUGACUCGCCCAUCUGGUAAUAACUACAUAGCAUUAUCUAAUAUGCACCAAGAGUCUGAAGAGAUCAAUGUCCCUGCGAAUGGAUUAACUACAGUCCAUUUUGCUAACACUGUACCAAUGUCUACAUAUCUGGCUUGUUUCAUUGUAUGCGAUUUUCAAUCACUUGAACCUGUAAAAACUGAUCAAGGGUUUCCAUUAACAGUUUAUGCCAGAAGUGGCCAAUCCGAAAAUAUGAAAUAUGCUCAACAUGUAGGCGUGAAGGCAAUGAAUUAUUUCGUCGAUUAUUUUGGCAUUCAAUACCCAUUACCAAAAUUAGAUCUAAUACCAAUCCCAGAUUUUGUUUCUGGAGCAAUGGAGCAUUGGGGUCUUGUGACUUUUCGUGAAACGAGUGUUUUGUAUAAUGAAUACAUUAGUUCUAGUGCUGACCAAGAGGAAGUUGCUUUUACUGUUGCUCAUGAAUUGGCUCAUAUGUGGUUUGGAAAUCUUGCUACUAUGAAAUGGUGGAAUGACUUAUGGCUUAACGAAGGGUUUGCUUCUUUUAUGGAAUCGAAAGCUAUUCAAGUUGUCCAUCCUGAUUGGGAUGUUGACACAUUAUUUCUAAUACAUAGUCUCCAAUCAGUACAAUAUCUAGAUAGUAAACUUAGUUCUCAUGCUAUAGUGCAAGAUGUUUCUCAUCCAGAUCAAAUAACCGAAAUUUUUGAUGUCAUAUCAUAUGAUAAAGGUUCUUCUGUAAUACGAAUGUUGGAAGGAAUGUUGGGUGAAGAAGUAUUCAGAAUUGGAGUAAGCUCAUAUUUAAAACGUUUUGCUUUUAACAAUGCUGAAACUGAUGAUUUAUGGGCAGAAUUACAAACAGCAACUCAAAAUACAGUAGAUGUUAAAAAGCUUAUGGAUACAUGGACACGCCAAGCAGGGUUCCCAGUAGUAUCGGCUAUACGGAAUGGAACAAAACUUACUUUAAAGCAGCAAAGAUUUUUGUCCAAUCCAAAUACUAAUACUUCCCUUGACUCAUCUCCAUACAAUUACAAAUGGGAAAUACCAAUUACUUAUAUCACUUCAAACAAUAAUACUGUGCAUAAGUUUUGGUUAACCAAAGAAGAGGAUUCAAUUACAAUUGACAUACCUGAUGCUGAAUGGAUAAAACUAAAUCAUAGACAAGUUGGAUAUUACAUCAUAAACUAUUCAGAGAGUGAUUGGUGGGUACUCACCAAUUUGUUAGAAAAAAAUGUUAAUGCAUUCAGUGCUGCUGACCGUUCAAAUCUUAUUCAUGACGCCUUUAGUUUGGCAAAAGCUAAUUACUUACCAUAUGGCAUAGCAUUAAAUAUGACAAAAUAUUUAUCUUUGGAACAUCAUUAUGUUCCUUGGGACGUAGCUGCUACAAACUUAAAAACAUUAAUGCAACAUUUAUAUCAACGCUUGUCACAUAAAAACCUCAAAAAAUAUGUUCAAAAUUUAUUGGGAAGUAUAAAAGAAGAUUUUUGGAACGAUUCAAUUGAUAGAAACUUCUUACAACGUAAGCUUCGAGCAGUUAUUCUCAAAUUAGGAUGUUUUUAUGGUUUACCAAGCUAUCAAACAAAAGCAUAUGAAUUAUUUAAACAAUUUUUGGAUGAUAAAGUUCGACCUCAUCCAGAUAUUAGAUACACAGUUUAUUACUAUGGAAUGUCUCAGGGCAAUGGUAGUGAAUGGAAUAGAUUGUGGGACUUAUUCUUAAAUGAACAAGAACCUCAGGAAAAAGACAAACUUAUGGAUGCAUUGACUGCCUCAAAAGAAACAUCAAUAUUAACUAGACUAUUGCAAUAUGCCAAAAAUGAGAGCCAUGUUCGUUCCCAAGAUUAUUUUUUUAUGUUAUCACAGAUAAGCCGUAAUCCUGUUGGAACUCAAUUGGUGUGGGACUUUUUAAGGCAUGAAUGGCAGUACUUGGUUGAUCGUUUUUCUCUGAACGAUCGGCAACUUGGAAAACUUAUUCCCUCAGUUUGUUCUCAUUUCAAUACACAUGAACGCAUUGAAGAAAUGAAAAUAUUUUUUGUAAAAUAUCCAGAAGCUGGAGCUGGGAAAGCUGGCAGAAAAACUGCACUAGAAGUUAUAUCGAAUAACAUUAAAUGGUUAGAAAAUCACGAAGCUGUUAUUAGUAAUUGGUUGAUAAAUUCCAUAGUUAUGACACCGGUAAUAAAAUGGGUGGUUGUACUUGCUUUGGUGGCUGUCACAGUCAUAACAGUCGUAACAGUGAUAAUCAAUCAUACAAUGGAAUUCAAAAGGAUUCCAGAAGACGAAAAGAUCACUGAAAUAACAUCAGCAGAACAUUUGAUGGGCCGCUACGAUUCGAGUGUAUUGCUGGCAGCUAGACUGCGGAAAACUACACAUCGCUUAUCCCCGCACAUUCGCCCGCAGCAGUACUUCAUUAAUCUUAACCCAAAUAUUGAACAAGGUUCAUUUGUUGGAUCUGUUAAUAUAACAAUACUAUUGGACACUGCUCAAAGUUACAUUAAGCUACAUUCAAAAUUAUUGAAUAUAAUAGAAACUAAACUCAAUUCUAGUUCUGUAACAUCGUUAAUAGAUCCAGAACAUGAUUUUUUGGUUGUGGUACCUAAUGAAGAACUAAGUGCUGGGGCAUACAAUUUACAAAUAUCAUUUGAAGGAAGUUUAUUUAACAGAACGGUUGGAUUUUAUCGAAGUGGUUAUACAGAUUCAAAGAGCCAUGAACAACAUUACAUGGCUACUUCAAAGCUUGAACCGGCUUACGCUCGGUUAGCGUUUCCAUGUUUUGAUGAGCCUCAAAUGAAAUCAAAAUUUAAAAUUAGUUUAACUCGACCAUCUGGUAAUAACUACAUAGCAUUAUCCAAUAUGAACCAAGAGUCAGAAGAGAUCAAUGUCCCUGCGAAUGGAUUAACUACAGUCCAUUUUGCUAACACUGUCCCAAUGUCUACAUAUCUGGCUUGUUUCAUUGUAUGCGAUUUUCAAUCACUUGAACCUGUUAUAACAAAUCAAGGGUUUCCGUUAACGGUUUAUGCCAAGAGUGGUGAAACCGAAAAUAUGAAAUAUGCUCAACAUGUAGGCGCGAAGGCAAUGAAUUAUUUCGUCGAUUAUUUUGGCAUUCAAUACCCAUUACCAAAAUUAGAUCUGAUACCAAUCCCUGGUUUUAUUAAUGGAGCAAUGGAAAAUUGGGGCCUUGUGACAUUUCGAGAAUCGGGAGUUUUGUUUAAUGAAAGUGUUAGUUCUAUUAUUGACCAACAGGCGAUCGCUUUUACUGUUUCUCAUGAAUUGGCUCAUAUGUGGUUUGGAAAUCUUGUUACUAUGAAAUGGUGGAACGAUUUAUGGCUUAACGAAGGGUUUGCGACUUACAUGAAAUAUAAAGCUGCACGAGUUAUCCACCCGGAUUGGGAUAUUGACACAACAUUUAUAAUUAAUAGUCUCCAAUCGGCACAAUAUCAAGAUAGUGAAUUUGGUACUCGUGCUAUAGUGCAAGAUGUUUCUCGUCCAGAUCAAAUAGACAAAAUGUUUGAUAUAAUAUUAUAUUCUAAAGGUUCUUCUGUAUUGCGAAUGUUAGAAGGAAUAUUGGGUGAAGAAGUAUUCAGAAUUGGUGUGAGCGCAUAUUUAAAACGUUUUGCAUUUAAAAAUGCUGAAACUGAUGAUUUAUGGACAGAAUUACAAACAGCGAAUCAAAAUACAGUAGACGUUAAAAAGCUUAUGGAUACAUGGAUACGUCAAGCAGGGUUCCCAGUAGUAUCCGCUAUACGAAAUGGAACAAAACUUACUUUGAAGCAGCAAAGAUUUUUUUCCAGCCCAAAUAUUAACUCUACAGUUGUUCCGUCUCCAUAUAAUUACAAAUGGGAAAUACCAAUCACUUAUAUCACUUCUAACAAUAAUACUGUGCAUAAGUUUUGGUUAACCAAAGACGAGGAUUCAAUUACAAUUGACAUACCCGAUGCUGAAUGGAUAAAACUAAAUCAUAGACAAAUUGGAUAUUACAUCAUAAACUAUUCAGAGAGUGAUUGGGGUUUACUUGGUAAUUUAUUAGAAAAAAAUGUUGAUGCAUUAAGUGCUGCUGACCGUUCAAAUCUCAUUCAUGAUGCCUUUAGUUUGGCAAAAGCUAAUCAGUUAUCAUUUGGAAUUGCGUUAAACAUGACAAAAUAUUUAUCUUUGGAACGGCAUUAUGUUCCUUGGGAUGUAGCUGCUAUUAACUUAAUUGCAAUAAGCGAAAAACUAUAUCAACGCCCAGCACUGAAAAACCUUGAAAAUUAUGUACAACGCUUAUUGGGAAGUAUAAAAGUAGAUUUUUGGAAUAAUUCAAUUGAUAGAAACUUUUUACAACGUAAGCUUCGAGCAGUUAUUCUAAAAUUAGGAUGUUUAUAUGGCUUACCAAGCAUUCAAACAAAAGCAUAUGAAUUAUUUAAACGAUUUUUGGAUGAAAAGGUCCAACUACAUCCAGAUAUUAGGUACACAGUUUAUACCUAUGGAAUGUCUCGUAGCAAUGAUAGUGAAUGGAUUCGAGUAUGGGACUUAUUCAUAAAUGAACAAGAUCCUCAGGAAAAAGAAAAUCUUAUGGAUGCAUUGACUGCCUCAAAAGAAACAACAUCAUUAUCUAAACUAUUGCAAUAUGCAAAAAAUGAGAGCCAUGUUCAUUCCCAAGAUUAUUUAAGAAUCUUAGCACGGAUAAACCUUCAUCCUUUUGGAAAUCAAUUCGCAUGGGACUUUUUGAGGAAUAAUUGGGAGUACUUGAUUGAUCGUUUCACUCCUAACAAUUGGCAACUUAGAAGACUCAUUCCUUUAAUUUAUUCUCAUUUCAAUACACAUGAACGUAUUGCAGAAAUGAACAUAUUUUUUGAUAGAUAUCCAGAAGCUGUAGCUGAAAAUGAGAGUAUAAAUUCUACACUAAAAGUUGUAUUUAACAACAUUAAAUGGUUAGAAAAUCAUGAAGCUGUUAUUAGUAAUUGGUUGAUAAAUUCCAUUUAAUUUAAAAAAAAUAUCGAGCAGAUUGUCAAUAUUUGAAAUAUCAAUAGUUAAAUUUAUUUAAUAUUACAAUGUUAAUCUUUAUAUUGUUACUAUUUGUUUCUUUCAGUGUAGUUAUUGGAGUACGUGUUUGUAAAGUAAAAUUGUAAUAUAUUGAAUACAUUGAAAUUUCGGUAUUAUGAAGUGUCAACAAUAAAAAUUAGAAUAUAGAGAAUUUCGUUUUUUA
This is a messenger RNA of Myzus persicae (green peach aphid), 6030 nucleotides long. RefSeq lists its product as uncharacterized. The record is from RefSeq and is a predicted model, not a curated record. Gene Ontology annotation, cellular component: cytoplasm. Gene Ontology annotation, biological process: peptide catabolic process; proteolysis. The coding region runs from base 219 to 5807 and encodes 1862 amino acids. NCBI's taxonomy places the organism in Eukaryota, Metazoa, Arthropoda, Insecta, Hemiptera, Aphididae. Gene Ontology annotation, molecular function: metalloaminopeptidase activity; zinc ion binding; peptide binding. The transcript is spliced from 30 exons.